AUGGUUUACCGGGGAAAAGUAAGCGUGCUACCCCCCCAUGAAGAUCGAUUUGGCAUGUGGUAACGUUCUGCUUAGCCCUCGGCUGGUUGCGAAAACUGCCGCAAAGCAAAGAAGCGGUGCGGGUUGGAACAGCCGACCUGUUCAAGAUGUGUCAAGCUCAAGAAACCAUGUUCCGGAUACCGCGACACUACCUCGCUACAGAUCCAGGACGAGAGUGAAUCUGUCAAGUUGAAAGUUGAUCGACAGAAGGUCCGAAAUUCAGCCCCAAAGACACAGCUGUCCACGCCAGACGGAUCUUCGCAUGGCGAAGAUGACGUUGUCAUACGGGCACCCAGCGCGGCGAGCACCCCUCACAGCGAUUCAUCAUCUUCCAGCGACGAUACCAUCGAAGUACCUCCGGGCAUUGGUGCCCUCUUACUGACCCUGAACGGCCAUUCCUUUAGUACACCAGAAUUCGAUAGAGAGCAGCCGAUCCUGCCGAGGGCUCUGAAACCAUCCGCAGAUGAAGUCGCUAGUACGUAUUUCUUCAAGCAAUUCACUGCCAGCAAUGGCCACUGGCACUUCUUGCGAGACUUUUCAAGACAGCUUCAGAUGGAUCCGCUACUGGACAUGGUCAUUAGGGCAUGUGGUAUUGCGGCGAUGGAUAAUGUUGAGGGUCUCGUUAUGGUAGGUCCCAAGACUUUGCUCUCGCCAGAAUGGCACCAGCCAAGCAGUAGAUAGCUUUGGUCCGCGCAGGACUUAGGCUGACAUUCAGCAGGGCCGCAAUUACUCUCGCGCACUCUAUGCAGAAGCUCUCAGCCGUCUGAAUACAGCCCUACGGGAUUCGAAACGGUGCAAGACCGACGAAUGUCUCAUUGCGGUUUCGAUGCUUGGCUACUACGAAAACCUCACCUGCGACAGCCGGGAGUCAGUACAAUCAUGGAAGGCUCAUAUCAACGGAUCAACACAGCUUCUAAAGCUCCGCGGCAAGAGUCAGUUCAAGACGCCAAUAGGACGGAUGCUGUUCCGAGAAACGAGAGCAAACAUUCUCAUCCAUUGCAUGUGGGACGACUUGGAACCGCCGGCGUUUCUCUGGGAUUGGGAAAAGGAACUCGAGAGAAUGACGCCUACUGCUGAGAUUAUCCACCCUGCCGACGGACUAACGAAAAUCUGCUUUAGGUUUGCCUCGCUCAAGAAUAGAAUGCGUCUGAGCCAGCUUUCGGAUUCUGAAGCUUUGGAGAAAGCGACGGAAGUCGAAAUGGAAUUCGUUCAGUGGUCGAUCAAUACCAUCGAUCAGGACAAGAUGUGGCAUUACCACGACGUCGAAGUCCCCGAUUCCCCGCACGUCUGGAACGGCGUCGUACACUCCUACACUUGCCACCCCUGCGCGAGUUUCUGGAAUACAUACCGCAGCAUGAGGAUCCUCCUCACACGAACCCAGGAACUCCUGGUCCGGCGCUUCCAACUCGACCAGGAGCAAGAAGCUGCUCAGAUCAACUACUUCCGCAGCGUCCGGAGACAAAUGGCCGAUGAAAUCUGCGCCAGCGUCCCGACACAACUCGGCCAUGCCUCCCCAGCUUUCAACUCUCCCUGUAUCCUCAUCACGGCUUACGGAUCCAUCUGGCCUCUCUUCUUCGCGGGAACCUGUGCGCUCGAACGUCUCGGCUUAGGCGGAGCCUUCCAAAACCCCAGCUCCGAAUGGCAAUCCGCCACCUCCGCCGCCGCGGCCCAAGCCUCCUGGAUCAUCGGCCGGAUGGAAUACAUUUCCAAGCACGUCGGACUCAGGUGGGCCGAUGGGAUCGCCGCGACUCUCAAGGGAGACUACAAGAUGCACCAGAAUCUGCAUGAAGAUGACUGGGGAGUGAAUACGUUUAUCAAGGUGUUUUGGAAAGAGCGGUAUCAAUGUGAAAUGUCCCAGAUGGAAGAGAGAAAGGCGCAGACUCCGGAUUGGUUGCGAGAGGUGGAAGAGAGUGGCAGGGGACCAAGAGUCUUGAUCGAGAAUCCUAUUGAUGAGAUGCUGAAUCGGAAGAGGGAUGAUUGGGGCCCGCUGUGGUUGGGACGGACGGAAGAGACGAAUAUGAGACAGAUGGAAGAGUCGCAGAGGGGGUUACUCUGA
Messenger RNA from Lecanosticta acicola, 2095 nucleotides. The record is from the annotation of a GenBank genome assembly. Lineage: Eukaryota; Fungi; Ascomycota; Dothideomycetes; Mycosphaerellales; Mycosphaerellaceae.